UUGAAAAAUAGUGUUUUGUAGCUGAGAAUUUGCUCUAUUAAAUAAUAUUAUUGUGCUUUUUGCAUCUGUGGCAGUCUUCAUGGAAUUAAAUAGGAAGCAUUACUUUUGAAGCAACCUACAUACGACCAUACAUAUUCUUCACUGCCUUACAGUGUUGUCUUUGAAGAAGGGCUCUAUCCCAGCAACUCUCUUUUCAGCAAGGAAAUUAGAUCGAUGUUCCAAAGAGGGAACAAUUUUCUGGCGUUUUUCAACAUUGAAGACCAAAGGAAGCCCGUGUUAAACACUGAUUUGCAAACCAGCCAAUUCAAAACCUCCCAGUACUUGUAAUACAGACGCUCACAAGCUGAAUUGCAUGAUGUCUUGGCUUGCCAAGAGGAAACUGGGAAUCAAUCCUUCAUUCCACGCAGCUACAUGCCUACCGCACUAUCUAACUUCAAAUACAUCCAUGUACCAUCUUGUUUACCAUCUGACUUAAAUUAGAGAUACCACUCUAAGAGCACCACUGAAAUGAUAAAAAUAAAAAGCCAUGAACAAAACGAAGAAUUUGAUUUUCUACAUCAGUGACGAAUACAAGUGUGCUGUAUCAGUGUACAGCCAGUACAGCUUACGCUGUUACUGAGACAGAAAAAAUAGCAUCAAGUAUAAGCAAAAUUUCAGCAAUGUAAAGCAUCUUUCACACUGACAUCACCUUACAAUUCUUCCUCAUGAAUGUGUACGUUUCUUCCUUUCAUAUUCCCCCCUCUUAGUUUACUGACGACUUUAAGAGGCACAAUUUGAUGGCAAUAAAGAUGAUGAAAAUGUAACACAACUCACAUCUGAUCGCAGAGAAACCCAGCAACUAAUGUAAAACUGUUAAAGAAACUUUACAAGUGUGAUGAGAUAACAAAGAAAAGGAUGCCACUUUCUGUAAUGCCGCUCUCCGCUUCUUAAGAAUUAAAUUCUACAUUGGCUCAAAGGACAUGAAUAUAAACCACGUUUUUGUCUCUGCUCACAUCUUUCUACGUGUCUAGAAAGUGCAGAGACAAACUCACAAAAGCAGAUCCCGUCCCAAACCAUCCCACUGUGACAAAUGCAGGAACUUCUCUGAGGAAGAACACAUCGAAGUGUAAAGAAUCAAACUCAAACCCAGUAACAGCAUACGGCCAUUUAUCUACUUAAUUUUUGAAACGGUUAAGUUAUAUCAUGAUCUUUGGCUUGAAUUCCAUGAAUUUUUAAAAUGGAGAACAACUUAAUAUGACUACUGUCAGACUGGGAGCCUCAGAAUAAAAACAGUUUCCAACAGAAGUAACCUUUGGUCCAGAAAAGACAGUUAUAAAAAACUUCUUCGUGAGCAGUUAGCAAAGAUGUCUUGGGUUGUGUACUGAAACGCUUUCUUCAAGGCCAAGAUCCAGCAAAGUAUCUCGAAAUGUAGGAGCAUUGACUGAGACUCCUCCUCAAGGAAAGGCAAAGUUAGCUUCCUGACUUGGAACCACAGUGUCAGAGCACAGAUCUCCUGGUCGACAAAAACCACUCUGAACAAACUCCAUGUGAACAGCCGUGGCAUUCCUCUCGAUCUAAGCUCCAUACAGCACUAGCCUAAAGUAUCAAGAACUACGGGGGCUGCUAUUACCUGGCUGCCUUGGAUCCCACAUCCAGCACAAGACAGAUGCAAAGAGCUCAGUGCGGCUCCACAGCAAAGCAGUAUUCAUCCUUUGCCAAGUUGUCUUCCACAACUUUCUCGUUUUACUAAGUGUUAUUGUACAAAACUUCUCUGGAACACCUUAAGAGCAAGAAUUACAUUGCAAUUAUAUAUAAUGCACCAGAUUUCAGCAGGAGGGUAGAUUUACCAUUUUUAUGGAAAAAAUCUUCACUUAUACACUGAAUGAGGUAUCUGAAUUUCAGUUUUUAAGAUCUGUCCAAUGAAAAACUCCAAACAACGUGAGGCACCAUGCACUGUUCAGCAAAUGUAGAAAAAGUGAGAAACAAUCCCAUAUAAUUAAAAGCAAUGAAAAGCUGUAGCAAGCAUGCCUUUAAUAAACCUUCCAGCACCUCAGUGUGGGAAGUCAGAAGAGCCUCCUCAUCCACUUAGUGGGGACGUGGCAAUAUCAGCUGAACAGCAAAAGAUCACAAGUUACACGUGAAGCACAUUAGGCUUCUAUUUCAUCACAUUUCACAAACUAAGCAGGAUCAGGACAGCAAUCCCUGACAUGCCUCAGGUAACCGCUGUACGCCUGGUAAUGAAAGUGCACAGAGUACAAAGCAAGCAAACCCCGUGCAGUUACCGAACAAAACCAGCUGUGACUGCCCUGUGUUCCUGCGAUGGUGGCAAUUUUCAGCCAAGGUGCACACACAUCCUAUUCACUGGUGGCCAGUCAAUUCCACAGCGCUCUGACAACCCCAGACAGCUGCCCCGGUGGCUACUCAGCAUCACAGCAACAAAAACCUACUGGUAAUUCUAGUUCUCUAUUCUAGUCAAAUGUGGUCCUCUUUUGCUACCCUGCUCAAGCUAACUAGCAGCCAUACGCUGUUUCUGCAGUGGCUGGCUUUUCAGCAGACCAGACCACUGCACACUUAAGAUUGAAUAGAAAACAAUAAACGCUGCAGUGAAGGAAUGCUGUCAGCGCUGGGGACACCGGCAUGACCUUAUGUUCCACUGAAGUGGAAAUGCUCACUCAACAGCGAUCUUGGAUGUGGGUGGCAUAGAAUCAGAGAAUCAUUAAGGCUGGAAAAGACCUUGAAGAUUGUCUAGUCUGAGAGACAGAGGGAAGCGUGAACUUUUAUUAAAUAAACCUUCUUGCUGUAUGUUCGUGGAGCUGCAUGCCACAGCCAGAGCGACCUGAUGGGGCCUGUGGGAAGACAUGGCCCAGGCGCUGGUGGUUGGUGUGAAACACUGAUGCCGAGCACACAAGAUGUGGGGGGGAAUGGAGCAGGCAGCGGUGAUGGGAAAGCCCAGAAACGUGGGCUGGGGCUGGAGCGCUGCUGGCGCAUGUGCAGCAGGUGAGGCUGGCUCAUGAUGAUGACCAAGCAAUGGAGGGCGGCAUCACUGUGAGACGGGUGGUGAUGGACCCAAGUGAAGGUGAGGACCAGCAACACGGCCAAGCGAUGGUUUGUGACAUCUCCGUGCGAUGGAUUGUGACUGCUCGGCCCACACCACUUUAACGCGGGCGCAGCUGCCCAGCCCAGCAGUUCGUGCCUGGCCUCCAACUGAGCGUGUGUGCGAGGACUGGAGUGUGGACAGGGCGAGCUUUGGAGCUGGAACGUGCUCUGGGUGCUGCUAGCGCAGCCCUCAGCAGCCGUCUCAGAGCCACUCGUGCUUUACCCCGACCCUGCUGGGAGCAGGCAGCUGGGACAUAGUGGAGAGGCGUGUGCAGCAGCACAGGUAAGCAGUGUGGCAAUGCCUCAUGCCGGCAGCUGGGGGGGAGCUUCUUGAGGGACUGCCCCCAGUCCGGUCCAUGCCCGUGGAGUCUCUCGUCCCCUUCCAGCGUGACACCUGCUGCCACAGCAUCUCCGCUGGGGAGCACAUUGCCAUCUCCCACUCCCCCAUGCCCACUGCAACUGGUGGAAGCAUGGAGGCAGCAUUAGACACCCGCUGCCCCAUAUGCCUGGAGAACCAGGACAGCAUGGCAUACACCAUGUCAUGCUGCCACCAGUUUUGUUUCCACUGCAUCCAGCAGUGGACUAGCAGCAGGCCACAGUGUCCACUCUGCAAACAGGGCAUGUAGUCCAUCAUCCACCCUGUGUGGGCGGACAGAUACUAUGAGGAAUAGGUCCUCAGGCCUACUGAAUGUAUCUGGCUUCAUCAUGUCAUCGUGUGGCACCAGCUAAUGACAAGUUGGUUACAAGUUACACGUGCAGUAGAAACAUGUGCAAUUUUUAUUUCCCCAAGUAUAUCACCAUUACAAAGGAAAAUCAUGGAAUGAUGGAGGGCAAUGGAGGCCCAGGCUGGUGCCCCAGUACAUGCAGCUAUGGACAGUGAGGUCACUGACAAAGGGGUUGUGAUGUCAGCGAUGGAGAUGACUGUGACCUCCCUAGCCCUUGCUGUACAGAUUCGGACAUGGGCAGAGGCCAGCGUGUACUUGUGCCUGGACUCCAGUUGAGCAUAGCUGCGAGACUUGGAGCACGCAACGAAUUGGUUGGGUUGUGCUGUGGGGCUGCUGGCAGCAGUUCUUGCUGCCCAUCCCACAGUAUCACCAGUGUUUCCUCCAGCCCUGCCUGGCUCAGGCAGCAGAGGCUGCACAGGGUGCACUUGCAGCAGCAGAGUUCGUAACACCUUCUGCCUGCUGCAGCACCACUGAGGGGAGCAGCUUCCCGACCUCAGCUCUCCCCAGCCCACCGCACAGCCCGGGGCCAUGGACGUGCCAUCCAACUGGACCUGCCCCGUCUGUGGGCAAGGCCGGGAGGAGGUCGCCUGUGUGACCCCCUGCCUCCACCAGCUUUGCUAUGGCUGUGCUGUCUGGUGGGCACAAAAGAAGCCAAGUUGUGCCAUAUGCGGGCACAAAAUCAUCACCAUCCGAUACUCGGUGAGGUCGGAUGAUGAUUAUCUUGAGUGCUCUGUCCCACAGCCCACAGAACCCUCAGAUCAUGGCCUGCAGGAUGAGCAGGGGCCUGCAGAGCCGGUGCUCAUCCCUCCUGAGCACAGCUUCCCAGCUGAGGUCUGGGCUGCCUUUUUCAAGGGACAUCCGGAAGACCUCGCACCCCUGCUCCAGUGGCUGCAGGAAGAGAUCCAAGAGGUGUCCAGCGACGACUGGUGGGAAGUGUAUGUGGGACAGUGCACCACUGUCAACUUCCUGUGUGAGCAUGGGCUCGACCAGGCGGCCUUGGUGCGGGAGCUGCAGCCAGUCACCAGCGGCGACGUGGUGCCCUUUGUAAGGAGGCUCAUCAGCACCGCCGCAGCCCUGUACGGUCCCGAGAUCCGCCGCCAGCUGGAUCUCCGGGACGGCCGUGCUGAAGGAGAGCGGGAGGACAGCCCCUCAGCCAGCCCCAGCCUCAGCGCCUCCGAUCAGGAGCCUCCUGCCUCAGGCCCAGGCCGCUCCACCAGCCCUGCAGCACCCAGCACCGAGGAGCAGCCCGGCAGCUCUGCUGGGGGACCCGGGCACCCCAGCACCACCACCGCGUCCUCAGCGGAGGAGCCAGGGCAUGCGGUGGCAGCGGGCCCCUCCGCCCAGGGCAGGGUCCGCUCUUGCAGGGGGCCCCAGCGCCCCCUGAAGAGGAAGGCCCAAAGCAGCCCCCAGGCCUCAUCCCCGCCCCGGAAGAGGCGGCCCCGGCGGCACUAGGCCAGCACCCCACGGCCGUGAGUGGACGGCUCCGGCGGCCUGGGAGGUCAACAUUUAAGUCUCAGCCUGGUGCUCUGAGA
This is a messenger RNA of Numida meleagris (helmeted guineafowl), 5332 nucleotides long. RefSeq lists its product as uncharacterized. NCBI's taxonomy places the organism in Eukaryota, Metazoa, Chordata, Aves, Galliformes, Numididae. Gene Ontology annotation, molecular function: metal ion binding; ubiquitin protein ligase activity. Gene Ontology annotation, biological process: protein monoubiquitination; protein polyubiquitination. The transcript has 2 exons. The coding region runs from base 4329 to 5252 and encodes 307 amino acids. The record is from RefSeq and is a predicted model, not a curated record.